GCCUCAAAUACUAUUUUGGUGCUGAGCCUGCGUUUUGCCAUCCAUAGCCGCCUUCAGAAAGUUGAAAGAUAUAUGUACACCUCGUGCUCCUUUCCAACAGAGAGCGUAUCUUCUAGCCCCGCAGAAGUCCACGAUGUUCUACUCCCAGGACAUCUUCCUGUCGAAAGGUCAAGGAGGCCUCGGCAUCGUUUGGCUAGCUGCAACUUUGGGGCCUAAGCACUCUUUCAAGAAGCUCACGAAACGCGAGGUGAACGGGGUUGAUCUCAUUAAAGCAUGUGAAUUCCUGAGCUCUCCUCCGCAGCCUUUGGCCCUGCGGCUGACAUCUAAUAUGAUGGUCGGAGUGACGAGGGUGUAUUCCGAGCAGUAUGCCUUUUUGUACUCGGAGGUGAACCAGGUGUUCCUCAAACUUAGGCGAUCAUGGGCGGACAAUAUGAGCGGCGACCUUGAUAUGCCUGUCACGGAAGCAAGAUACGACGCAAUCACUCUCCAAACUUCGGAGGCCGAUGAGCUGCAACGCGAACAGCCGCUUGUGCUUAAGCCAAGUCUACUGAAUGAGAAACGGAUGGAUCUGGGCUGGAUCUUCCAAACCGGUCCCAACUCGACCGAAUCUCCGUCUUUCCUCACCGGCAGCCCGUCGGGGCUAGCGUCCAUUUCGUUCGGAGCGCAGCAAUCCAGUGUCAGCUCACCCCACGUUGGUUCCCUGAAGUCCAUCACCUUGGACCAGAGUCACAGACUUUCCGAGAUUUCUUUCCCGCAGGACCGUCGCUUGGAAUUCAAAGGGCAGGAGGACCCUCUCAUGUUAGCAAGCGGCGGGCCGGACUUGAUGAUGGAUGGUGGAGCUGGCGACUUUGACUUGUUUGCGGAUAUUGGAGAUGAUCACAACGCCGCUGCGAAGAAACCGCGUGGGAACAUCGAGAAUCUCGAUAUGCCAUUCCCUGCAUUCGACGACCUGGACAUGGGUCUGCCAGAUCAUGAGCCCAUGCACAUGGCCGCUCAAGCACCCCUUGCGAUGUCGGACCAAGUUGCUCCCGACAUUAUGACUCCUGUCGAGAACUAUGGCGAAGGCGGUGCCCAGACCGAAGCCCAUAGCAAGUUGCGACAGAAGAGGAAGCGCGUCUUCAUUGACAUGGAUACGGAGUUGACCAGUGAAGAUCUGCGUGACAUGCGAAACAAUGCUCUCACCGAUCUGAUGGAAGCUGAGCGCCAAGCUCGUAUCAGGGCCAAGAUCAGGAAAGACAAAGGGCUUCUGCAGACUCUCCUUCGGAUUCCAUCUCUUGAUGUCGGUCCCGCGUUGACUAGUUUCUGGGAGAAGACUGUAAUUGUGAGGAAGAGGGCCGCAGUGCAUACCACAGAGGACCUGCCUCAGACCAAACGCCGCAAGGGUGACGUUGAUAACGCGGAUGCAGCCCACCACGAGACAGCAUCCAGCAGAGACGCAGCAUUUGGUCAAUUUGAAGAUUACUACAACGACGGAGUGCUUUCCAACUCAGUGAUGGACGCCUCUGUAGACGACGCCGAAGUGCUCCGUGCCGGCAACGAGAGACGCAAGAGUGAGCUUAUGCCGUGGCAAAGAAGCUCCCGUGCUGGUUCCGUCGCCUCUGAACAAACCGGAUCAAUCCUUUCGCGUGGCCAAACACCCUUGUCGAAGCGUGCAUCAUUCGCUAUCGGUGAUGAUCCCGCUUAUUCCGGCUUACAACGCUCCGGCUCUUACCUUGGAGGAAUGUUCGGAGAUAUGUCACCAUUGAAAGAUAUCUCCGACAUGCUCGAUGAUGGAGGUUCCCUUGGAGAGCUGAACGAUUCGCAGAUGGCUGGCGCCGACUUGGACGCGCUGCAGUUCUUCGAUUAUGUGAAGGAUCUUACACUCAAUGCGGAGGACGGAAAUGGUGAGAUAAGAUCACAAUGGGCCCUCAUCGUCUCGAACUACGAAUUGACUCCCUCGCCAGUCAUGUUCCUGGACAUGCUACCGCCGGUCGCUACGAGCCGUGCAGCAGCUACCCAGGCUUUUUAUCACGUGCUCGCCUUGGCAUCCCGAGGCGCCCUCAUACCAAUCCAGGAAUUGCCCUACGAAGACAUUCGCUUGCAGAUCGGGGUCUCAUUGUGAAGACCUAUUACUUCCAGGUGCUGGAGGUUCAAGAGGGGACCUCUCAAGUCAUCCAUCGUGUUUUGGAGGCACUUUUUGUGCCCACCAGCGUUCUUUCUUGGUAGUUGGGUUCCUAUUACUGUGCGAUGCACGGUAUUUCGUUUCACCCUCAUCGUUGCGGCGUCUGUUGCGUGUGGUAGAUUUUGUCUUAGUGCCCCUUUCCCCUUCACGUCUGAUUAAAUUGCGUAUGGCCUUUCGAGUCGCUUUGAAGUCUCUUUAUAAGCUUUUGUAUCUCCGCAUUUCAAAUGAAAUAUGAGCAAGAUGUG
This is a messenger RNA of Fimicolochytrium jonesii, 2406 nucleotides long. RefSeq names its product Rec8 like protein-domain-containing protein. The transcript is spliced from 20 exons. Gene Ontology annotation, biological process: synaptonemal complex assembly; replication-born double-strand break repair via sister chromatid exchange; mitotic sister chromatid cohesion. Gene Ontology annotation, cellular component: synaptonemal complex; cohesin complex. The record is from RefSeq and is a predicted model, not a curated record. Gene Ontology annotation, molecular function: protein binding; chromatin binding. Bases 134 to 2101 code for a protein of 655 amino acids. Lineage: Eukaryota; Fungi; Chytridiomycota; Chytridiomycetes; Spizellomycetales; Powellomycetaceae.